AGAGGGUGUGCCCAUGCUCGGUUGUUCUGUGAACAUUAUCAAGUGCGUCCAGUGAGAGAGCGAGCAGCUUCGCUAUGGGGGUCAAGGUCUUUCUUUGGGGGCACAGUCAAGGCAUGUCGGGGAGUUCUGUGGGAGUCAGGAGCUGUUUUUAGGGAGAUCAGGGAUAUUCCGACAUUUAGGGCUCCUCUUUGCUCUCAGGGGUCUUGGGGGCACAAGUUUCUCAGCAUUGGGGUAGUUCUGUGAGGGUUAUCAGUGUUGGGGGGUGGCACGCUCCAAUGGGGCGGUGGUGCCUGAGCUAGUUUCUUUACUGCGCUCCCCUCUUCUCCGCCCACUCAUCACCCCCUCCCGCGUUGCCACGACAACGUGUAAAACUAAAAUUCACUUCCCCGUUGCAGGUGGAGACUAGUAGCGCCCCCUCCCCUAAGCCUGUCCUCAUAGGUCGCGCCCCCAUCCUGUCGUCGCUAAGGUGACGGGAAGGGGGCGACAGGCGUUGGUCUAGGCAGACCAGGCGGCCUGGAGAGUGGGUAGGAGGAGAGGCGGCCUUGGAGUCCAGAGCGAACUCGCCAAACUCGGCUGGGGAUGCGGGAAGCCGCGCUGAACACUAUUCAGGGUGGUCCUUCAGGACCCCCGGCUCGCGGAAUCUUCCUCGGUGGUCCGCGGAUGCUCGCACGCAGCCGAAGGGCGGCGCGGCCCUCGCGGCUCAGCCACUCCCCCCACGCCAAGGCCUAGGACUCCCCACACCCCCCGCACAGCCCCCAGGGCCCCGGCCCUGUGGGGCGGCCCAGGCCCUCCGCACGAACCCUCCCACCUCACCCCGGGACCCGUACAGUCCCCCUCGUCCCCGGUCCCCGGCUGGCCCUGAGCCCUCCCGGCCCCCGCCUCCGGCGCAGCCCCCUUGCCACCCCCGCUUCCCUCCCGGCUCAGGCCCCCUCCCCCCGCCGCCCCCGCCCCCGGGGAAGGCAGGCGCCGAGCUGAGCCGGGGCCGAUGCAGCUGAGCCGCGCCGCCGCCGCCGCCGCCGCCGCCGCCCCUGCGGAGCCCUCGGCGCAGCUGUCCCCCGCGCCGGCCCCGGCCCCGGCCCCCCCCGGCCCCCUCCCGCACAGCGCGGCCGACGGGGCUCCGGCGGGGGGGAAGGGGGGGCCGGGGCGCCGCGCGGAGCCCCAGUGCGCUCCGCUCCCGGCCGCGAGCCGCCCGGGCUCCGGCCCGGGCGCCGGCGCGGGGAUGGACGGCCCCGGGGCCAGCGCCGUGGUCGUGCGCGUCGGCAUCCCGGACCUGCAGCAGACGAAGUGUCUGCGCCUGGACCCGGCCGCGCCCGUGUGGGCCGCCAAGCAGCGCGUGCUCUGCGCCCUCAACCACAGCCUCCAGGACGCGCUCAACUACGGGCUCUUCCAGCCGCCCUCCCGGGGCCGCGCCGGCAAGUUCCUGGACGAGGAGCGGCUCUUGCAGGAGUACCCGCCCAACCUGGACACGCCCCUGCCCUACCUGGAGUUUCGAUACAAGAGGCGAGUUUAUGCCCAGAACCUCAUUGAUGAUAAGCAGUUUGCAAAGCUUCACACAAAGGCAAACCUGAAGAAGUUCAUGGAUUACGUCCAGCUGCACAGCACGGACAAAGUGGCCCGCCUACUGGACAAGGGGCUGGACCCCAAUUUCCACGAUCCUGACUCAGGAGAGUGUCCGCUGAGCCUUGCGGCCCAGCUGGACAAUGCCACGGACCUGCUGAAGGUGUUGAGGAAUGGCGGUGCUCACCUGGACUUCCGCACUCGAGAUGGGCUCACCGCGGUGCACUGCGCCGCGCGCCAGCGGAAUGCGGCAGCUUUGACGACCCUGCUGGACCUGGGCGCUUCACCCGACUACAAGGACAGCCGUGGCCUGACGCCCUUGUACCACAGUGCCCUGGGGGGCGGGGAUGCCCUCUGCUGUGAGCUGCUUCUUCACGACCAUGCUCAGCUGGGGACCACGGAUGAGAAUGGCUGGCAGGAGAUCCACCAGGCCUGCCGCUUUGGGCAUGUGCAGCACCUGGAACACCUGCUGUUCUACGGAGCUGACAUGGGGGCUCAGAACGCCUCAGGGAACACAGCCCUGCACAUCUGUGCCCUUUAUAACCAGGAGAGCUGCGCUCGAGUCCUUCUUUUCCGUGGAGCUAACAAGGAUGUCCGCAAUUACAAUAGCCAAACAGCCUUCCAGGUGGCCAUCAUUGCAGGGAACUUUGAGCUUGCGGAAGUCAUCAAGACCCAUAAAGACUCGGAUGUUGUACCAUUCAGGGAAACCCCCAGUUAUGCAAAGCGGCGGCGGUUGGCUGGCCCCAGUGGCCUGGCCUCCCCUCGGCCCCUGCAGCGCUCAGCCAGUGACAUCAACCUGAAGGGUGAGGUGCAACCGGCAGCUUCUCCUGGACCCUCGCUGCGAAGCCUCCCCCAUCAGCUGCUGCUCCAGCGGCUGCAGGAGGAGAAAGACCGAGAUCGGGAUGGUGACCAAGAGAAUGACAUCGGUGGCCCCACAGCAGGCAGGGGCAGCCAGAGCAAGAUCAGCCCGAGCGGGCCCGGCGGCCCCGGCGGCCCGGGCCCCGCGCCCGGCCCCGGUCCGGCGCCCCCUGCGCCCCCCGCGCCGCCGCCCCGGGGCCCGAAGCGGAAACUUUACAGCGCCGUCCCCGGCCGCAAGUUCAUCGCCGUGAAGGCGCACAGCCCGCAGGGCGAGGGCGAGAUCCCGCUGCACCGCGGCGAGGCCGUGAAGGUGCUCAGCAUUGGGGAGGGCGGUUUCUGGGAGGGGACCGUGAAAGGCCGCACGGGCUGGUUCCCGGCUGACUGCGUGGAGGAGGUGCAGAUGAGACAGUAUGACACACGGCAUGAAACCCGGGAGGACCGGACGAAGCGCCUUUUCCGCCACUACACAGUGGGCUCCUAUGACAGUCUCACUUCACACAGUGAUUAUGUCAUUGACGACAAGGUGGCUGUCCUGCAGAAACGGGACCAUGAGGGCUUUGGUUUUGUGCUCCGGGGAGCCAAAGCAGAGACCCCCAUCGAGGAGUUUACACCCACACCAGCCUUCCCUGCGCUCCAGUAUCUUGAGUCGGUGGAUGUGGAGGGUGUGGCCUGGAGGGCCGGGCUGCGCACAGGAGACUUCCUCAUCGAGGUGAACGGGGUGAACGUGGUGAAGGUCGGGCACAAGCAGGUGGUAGCUCUGAUCCGCCAGGGCGGGAACCGUCUCGUCAUGAAGGUUGUGUCUGUGACAAGGAAGCCGGAAGAAGAUGGGGCUCGGCGCAGAGCCCCGCCGCCCCCCAAGAGGGCCCCCAGCACCACGCUGACCCUGCGCUCCAAGUCCAUGACGGCCGAACUUGAGGAACUUGCCUCCAUCCGGAGAAGGAAAGGGGAGAAACUGGAUGAGAUCCUGGCAGCCGCCGCGGAGCCUACACUGAGGCCAGACAUCGCAGAUGCUGACUCAAGAGCCGCCACGGUCAAACAGCGGCCCACAAGUCGGAGGAUCACCCCUGCUGAGAUCAGUUCUUUGUUUGAGCGCCAGGGCCUCCCAGGCCCAGAGAAGCUGCCCGGCUCCCUGCGGAAGGGGAUUCCACGGACCAAGUCUGUAGGGGAGGAUGAAAAGCUGGCGUCCCUGCUGGAGGGACGCUUCCCGAGGAGCACAUCGAUGCAAGAUUCGGUGCGCGAGGGCCGUGGCAUCCCGCCCCCGCCGCAGACCGCGCCGCCACCCCCACCUGCUCCCUACUACUUUGACUCCGGGCCGCCCCCCGCCUUCUCGCCGCCGCCCCCUCCAGGCCGCGCCUAUGACACAGUGCGCUCCAGCUUCAAACCCGGCCUGGAAGCGCGCCUGGGCGCUGGGGCUGCAGGCCUGUAUGAUUCUGGCUCGCCCCUGGGUCCGCUGCCCUACCCCGAGCGGCAGAAGCGUGCGCGUUCCAUGAUCAUCCUGCAGGAUUCUGCGCCAGAGGUGGGCGACGUCCCCCGGCCCCCUCCUGCAGCCACCCCACCAGAGCGUCCCAAGCGUCGGCCGCGGCCGCCGGGUCCCGACAGUCCCUACGCCAACCUGGGCGCCUUCAGUGCCAGCAUCUUCGCACCUUCCAAGCCUCAGCGCCGCAAGAGCCCGCUGGUGAAGCAGCUGCAGGUGGAAGAUGCUCAGGAGCGUGCGGCCCUGGCUGUGGGCAGCCCUGGCCCUGUCGGCGGCAGCUUCGCCCGCGAGCCCUCCCCGACGCACCGUGGACCUCGGCCAAGUGGUCUCGACUACGGCCCUGCGGACAGCCCUGGCCUCACGUUUGGUGGCCCAGGUCCAGGCAAGGACCGGCGGCUGGAGGAGCGGCGCCGCUCCACCGUGUUCCUCUCAGUGGGAGCCAUCGAGGGCAGCCCUCCUAGUGCGGACCUGCCCUCCCUGCAGCCCUCCCGCUCCAUCGAUGAGCGCCUUCUGGGGACCGGCCCCACCACCGGCCGUGACCUGCUCCUGCCCUCCCCCGUCUCUGCUCUGAAGCCAUUGGUCAGCGGCCCAAGCCUUGGGCCUUCAGGCUCCACCUUCAUCCACCCGCUCACCGGCAAACCCCUGGACCCCAGCUCCCCCCUGGCCCUCGCCCUGGCUGCCCGUGAACGGGCUCUGGCCUCCCAGGCGCCCUCCCGGUCCCCUACACCAGUGCACAGCCCUGACGCUGACCGCCCUGGGCCUCUGUUUGUGGAUGUACAGGCCCGCGACUCUGAGCGAGGGCCCCUGGCCUCCCCAGCCUUCUCCCCAAGGAGCCCAGCCUGGGUUCCUGUGCCUGCUCGCAGGGAGCCGGAGAAAGCACCCCGGGAGGAGCGUAAGUCGCCAGAGGACAAGAAGUCCAUGAUCCUCAGUGUCUUGGACACAUCCCUGCAGCGCCCAGCUGGCCUCAUCGUCGUGCACGCCACCAGCAAUGGGCAGGAGCCCAGCGGUCUGGGGGCUGAAGAGGAGCGUCCGGGCACCCCAGAGCUGGCCCCGGCCCCCACACAGUCCGCAGUGGUGGCGGAGCCCCUGGCCAGUCCCCGGGCCCAGCCCCCUGGCAGCACCCCGCCAACAGACUCUGGGCCAGGCCAGGGCAGCUCGGAGGAGGAGCCAGAGCUGGUAUUUGCUGUGAACUUGCCGCCUGCCCAGCUGUCCUCCAGUGAUGAGGAGACCAGGGAGGAGCUGGCCCGCAUUGGGCUGGUGCCACCUCCUGAAGAGUUUGCCAACGGGGUCCUGCUGGCCACCCCACUUCCUGGCCCAGGUCCCUCGCCCACCACGGUGCCAGGCCCGGCCUCAGGGAAGCCGAGCAGCGAGCCACCCCCUGCUCCCGAGUCUGCGGCUGACUCGGGGGUGGAGGAGGCUGACACACGCAGCUCUAGCGACCCCCACCUGGAGACCACGAGCACUAUUUCCACGGUGUCCAGCAUGUCCACCCUGAGCUCGGAGAGCGGGGAACUCACUGACACCCACACCUCCUUCGCCGACGGACACACUUUUCUACUCGAGAAGCCACCAGUGCCUCCCAAGCCCAAGCUCAAGUCCCCGCUGGGGAAGGGGCCGGUGACCUUCAGGGACCCGCUGCUGAAGCAGUCCUCGGACAGUGAGCUCAUGGCCCAGCAGCACCAUGCCGCCUCUGCUGGGUUGGCCUCCGCUGCUGGACCUGCUCGCCCUCGCUACCUCUUCCAGAGAAGGUCCAAGCUGUGGGGGGACCCCGUGGAGAGCCGGGGGCUCCCUGGGCCCGAAGAUGACAAACCAACUGUGAUCAGUGAGCUCAGCUCCCGCCUGCAGCAGCUGAACAAAGACACACGCUCCUUGGGGGAAGAGCCGGUUGGUGGCCUGGGCGGUCUGCUGGACCCUGCCAAGAAGUCGCCCAUCGCGGCAGCUCGGCUCUUCAGCAGCCUCGGUGAGCUGAGCUCCAUCUCAGCGCAGCGCAGCCCCGGGGGCCCGGGCAGCGGGGCCUCCUACCCGGUGCGGCCCGGCGGCCGCUACCCCGUGGCGCGGCGCGCCCCGAGCCCAGUGAAGCCCGCGUCGUUGGAGCGGGUGGAGGGGCUGGGGGCGGGCGCGGGGGGCGCGGGGCGGCCCUUCGGCCUCACGCCUCCCACCAUCCUCAAGUCGUCCAGCCUCUCCAUCCCGCACGAGCCGAAGGAGGUGCGCUUUGUGGUGCGCAGCGUGAGCGCACGCAGCCGCUCGCCCUCGCCGUCGCCGCUGCCCUCGCCAGCGCCUGGCCCCGGCCCCGGCCCCGGGGCCCCCGGCCCGCGCCGGCCCUUCCAACAAAAGCCGCUGCAGCUCUGGAGCAAGUUCGACGUGGGCGACUGGCUGGAGAGCAUCCACUUGGGCGAGCACCGCGACCGCUUCGAGGACCACGAAAUCGAGGGCGCGCACCUGCCGGCGCUCACCAAGGACGACUUCGUGGAGCUGGGCGUCACGCGCGUGGGCCACCGCAUGAACAUCGAGCGCGCGCUCAGGCAGCUGGACGGCAGCUGACGCCCCCUCCCCACGCCCCAGCCGCGCCCUGCCGGCAGGGCUCCCCACCCCCACCCCCGGGCCGCGGGCUCGGCCCGCCCCCCACAACGGCGCCCGGGCCAGGAAUGUUGCAUGAAUCGUCCUGUUUGCUGUUGCUCGGAGACUUGCCCUGUACAUUGCUUAGUGCCCUCCCCGGCCGGCGAGUCCCACCCAGCACACGGUCAGGAAGGGCGAGGGCCAGGGAGGCUGGAGCGGGAGAGGGUUGGGGGUGGGGUGCUCCGGCCUGACCAUCUCCCGCACAGCUCCUGGUGGCUACUCUCUCAGAGGGGGGGAACUAGUCCAGCAUGCGAGGUCAGGACACACCUUGGUGACUCGGGGGGAGGGGGGAGACUUGGGGUUCUCGGUUGGGGGCCUAGGAGCCCCCCUGUUUUGCAUAUUUUAAUCCACUCUAUAUUUGGAACGAGAAAAGGAACAAAUAUCUCUGUCCUUAAUAGCUUCCCUUCCACUCCCCUACAGCCCCCCACUGGUUCCGCUGCUGCUGCCCAGUCUUCCAUCUCUGGCCCCUCACUGCCACUGCCACCCCACAUGGGGCGGGGGACGCUCCAGCUGGUCUGGGGUUGGCCAGGGUCCUAGUAGCCCGCCCUGGGGCCCCGGCUCGGCCCUCUCCCCUCGCUGAGCUGUAGUGUGCCCCACCGACCCUUCAGGUGCUGCGUGGAGGAGGGGCGGCAGGCAGCGAGUCCUGCUGGGCACUAGCAAGGUCAGGUGGCCUGGGAGACCAUUGCCCUGGGGAGGGGCAGAGCCCUGGCGUCCGCCCCCCCGGCCAAGUCCCUCACAGGGCCCCUUCCCAGGAGGGGUCUAGCCUCCUCCCCACACUGUUGGGCAACCACAGCAGAGAAGCCUCCCUGCCUCAGACCCCAAAGUCUCCUGUUCCUGCCCUGUGUGUGCGCACAUGUGCGAGUGUGUGAAACUCUGGGUGCGGCUGAGUGCAUCGGAACCCUGUGUGUGCCUGAUUGGAGCGUGGUCCCUAGGGGCCACUCUGGAAUAGUGUGGGGGUUUCAGCAGUGUGCACAGGGUGCAUGUAUGGGUAUGUGCCUAUGAAAGCACCCCAUCUCCACUUCCAAAGAAAGUCAGAGGCACCCUAGGACCUGCUGUUUGCCCAGCCUGUCCUUCCAGAGCCUCCUCUAGCCUGGGCAGGCCUCCUUGGUGAAGCUCUGCUGCUUGGACAGGCUCCCAAGGGCCCUUGGAGGCAGUGCCCUCCCCCCCCAACCUUGGGCUUCUGGGGGGAUCAUAGAGGACCCCUAGAGUCAGGCCACCGCAAGCCCUGGGGAGACACCCCAGAGGACACCCCAGCCCCCCUUACUGUGACUCCUCACACUCAGCAAUGACCUGUGGGGUGGGGGGCCCUGGGACGUUUUUAAACCUAGGGUUUGGAGUCUGGACUAAGCUCCAUCCACGUCACUCACAAGUUUCUGUUUAUAUUUCUAGCUUUUUUUAAUAAAAAAAAAAAAAAACAGAAAACUGAAGUUUUCACAGCCCAGGGGCCUGGCACGCCGGUCUGUGCCCGCCUGCCCCGCCCUGGCCCACCGGCCCCAUUCCCUGGGCAGAGUCACACGCAGUAACCCCUUCACCAACAGACCAGGUCACACACACAGCAGCAGUCACUGUAACAGACUGCCACGUACACACUCGGUCUCACACUCACCUGUGGGUUUUUGGUUCCGUUCAAUUUGGGUUUUUAACUUUACAGGGUCAGUUCUGCUUCACCCCUCCUUUUGUAUGGAGUUCCAUCCAGGGGAUUUCACCCCUGCUCCAGUCCUGAGGCCUCCUGACCCUGAUGUUGUGAUACACCCCACAGAGAUCUAUGUUUCUUAUAUUAUUAUUAUUGAUAAUAAUUAUUAUAAUAUUAUUAUGUAAUAAAUUUAUAAGAAAUGAAA
This is a messenger RNA of Zalophus californianus (California sea lion), 8343 nucleotides long. RefSeq names its product SH3 and multiple ankyrin repeat domains 3 (gene SHANK3). The record is from RefSeq and is a predicted model, not a curated record. NCBI's taxonomy places the organism in Eukaryota, Metazoa, Chordata, Mammalia, Carnivora, Otariidae. Gene Ontology annotation, molecular function: ionotropic glutamate receptor binding; synaptic receptor adaptor activity. The coding region runs from base 986 to 6430 and encodes 1814 amino acids. The transcript has 23 exons. Gene Ontology annotation, cellular component: postsynaptic density; dendritic spine; postsynaptic membrane.